AUGGGAAAUUGUCAGGCGGUUGAUGCGGCGGCUUUGGUUUUACAACAUCCAGACGGGAAGAUCGAUAGAUAUUACGGUCCUGUCUCCGUAGCCGAAGUCAUGCGUAUGUAUCCUGGUCACUACGUUUCUCUUAUUAUUCCUUUGCCGGAGACGAAUAUUCCGGCGACUACUGCGACUGAUGAUAAGAGUCAGACAAGGGUCGUGAGGUUCACACGCGUUAAACUUCUCAGACCAACGGAGAAUCUCGUGCUUGGUCAUGCUUACCAGGUUAUGAAGGUUUUAAGAGCGAAGAAGUAUGCAAAGACGAAGAAGCAUCAGAGUGAAAUGACUAAAGAGAAGAAGAAGCCAUUGUUGGAGAAGAAGAUUGAUGAAGAUUCCGACAAGAAUCAGAAUCAUCUGGAAACGAAAGAAGAGAAGCAACGUGCACUCUUAACGAAUUCAGCUUCGUCGAAAUCAAAAACAUGGAGGCCAUCGUUACAAAGCAUCUCUGAAGCUACGAGUUGA
Molecule: messenger RNA, 504 nt
Organism: Arabis nemorensis
Lineage: Eukaryota; Viridiplantae; Streptophyta; Magnoliopsida; Brassicales; Brassicaceae
Source: the annotation of a GenBank genome assembly